Cinara cedri is the source of this 1220-nucleotide messenger RNA. The record is from the annotation of a GenBank genome assembly. Lineage: Eukaryota; Metazoa; Arthropoda; Insecta; Hemiptera; Aphididae.
AUGAACAUUGCUGUAAGUGUCAGAAACAUGGGUAGGUUUCGACGAGAACGAUUCAACCCAUGGACCAAUUUAAAUAAAAUGUUGGACCAGAAGAAAUCCAAAGUGGUCAAAGACGAAGAGCAAACAUUCAAAAGCAAGGUAGGUACUAAUAGGUAAAGUAUUUUAUAGAAUAUUAUUUUACACAAUGACCAAGGAUUUCUUAACAAAAUAAGUAGCUACCAUUUAAAUAUUUAUAAUACUGUACAUUUAAAUCAAUAUUUUAAAAGAAGCAUAUAAAAUUAUAUAAUUAAGUUUUAAUAAGCCAUUGCAGUUAAUAAUAAAUUUCACCUAUUCAUAUUAAGUUGUCAAAUAAAAAAUGCCCCCAACUGCAUCGUCGUUACCUUUAAGUAUAACAUAGACCUUGUGUAAAAUGUUAAAUUUGUAACCUAAUUAUGAGUACCUAUUACUUUUAUAUACCAGACUGCAAUGAUAAUAUUAUACCCGUGAUACAUUUGUAUGAAACAUACCUAUACAUUAUUAACUUUGUCUAUGUGAACCCAGUGUACUUGGAAGGGAAAUAUAUAGGUAUUGUUUUUAAUCUCAAUCAUGGAUAAUAUUAUUGAGUACAGAUUUGGUUUAAUUUCUUUUCAUUUUCAAGCAUCUGGUCGACAUAACUAACCCAUACCAAAAGGAAAAACAAACAUGCAUACUCUGCAAAAUGAAUAUUGUUCCUGAUUACAAGAACACUAGGUUGUUAUCUCAAUUCAUAUCCCGUUUUACUGGUCGUAUAUACGGUAGACACAUCACAGGGCUUUGCCGACACAAACAGGAACAUGUUGAAAAAGAAAUUAAAAAAUCAAGAGAAGCCGGUUAGUUGUUUAUAUUUAUAUAAUAUUAUUAUUAGUAAAAAUCUGCAGUUAAAAUCUAAGAUGAUUUUGAGUAAAUAUAACCAAUAAAAUGUCUUAAAUAACCAUUGGUACUAAUGAUAAAAGAAUUAUGUAGUACUAUAUUAAUUUAUACAUAUUUAUAUAAUCAAUUAUUAUCAAUGCUUUAAUAAUAGGCACCUGUAAGAUUUCGAAAAUAUUUUAUCUACACUGCAGUUUGAAUCUAUUACUCACAUUGUACACUGACUUAUUAUUUUAAUUUCAGGUUUGUUGCCAUUUUAUUUCAGGAAUCCAGAAUUUAGCCAUGAUCCUAAAUUAUUUGACCCUGACAACCCUUUUAGACCUCAUAGUUAUUAG